Messenger RNA from Chrysochloris asiatica (Cape golden mole), 831 nucleotides. It is a transcript of the gene LCN12, whose product is annotated as lipocalin 12. Gene Ontology annotation, molecular function: small molecule binding. Lineage: Eukaryota; Metazoa; Chordata; Mammalia; Afrosoricida; Chrysochloridae. The transcript is spliced from 6 exons. The coding region runs from base 1 to 831 and encodes 276 amino acids. The record is from RefSeq and is a predicted model, not a curated record.
AUGGGCCCUGCACCUAGGGAUGGCUCAGGCAGCCAGCAGUACGGUCAGAAGGGGCCUGCCCAGCAUCCGUCCCAGCACACCCAUCACCAGUCCUCACAGUUUCAGGGGGCAUGGUACGUGGUCGGCCUGGCAGGGAGCACCUUCAAGGAUGAGGAUAGGAAACUGCUGAGUCCUUACACGGUUACUUUUGAGCUACUAGAGAACAGCUUUCAAGCAUCCUACGCCAUGACCCGGGGCCAGCGCUGCAUCACCUGGGUUUACACACUGAAUCCGACCAAUCAGCCUGGACACUUCGAGGUGGACAAGAAAGGGGACCUGCAUGCAGACAGUGAGGAGGUCCAGGUGACCGAUACCAACUACACCACCUUCGGCCUGAUUCGCUCCCGCCGCAACUCCAAUGGUCGCCAGAUCCUCCGGGUCAGCCUGCUGAGCAGGAGCUGGACUCUCCUUCCGGAAGCUCUGGACAAAUUCAUUUGCCUGGUCCGGUUUCACCGCCUCUCGGAUGAGCAGAUUGUCUUCCCAGCGCUGAACGACCCACCCCCUACUUCCCAACCACAGACCCUGGUGCCCACCACCUCCCUCCUCUGUACACCCCAGGCCCCAAACUCCGCCCUCUUCACCUUCCCACCCUCCCAAACCGUGUCCCGCUCCCGUCUCCCCUCCCUCCAACCUCCCUACCCCCAGAUCCCUGUCCCCUCCCUCAUCCUCACACUGUAUGGUCUCAGAGUCCUGGACCACCUCCUCCCUACACCUCAGGUCAUCUGCACUGGCUUAGAACACUCGCUACAAGCAUACCCAGUCACCCACAAGCACACCUCCAUGCACAACUGA